CUGCCUGCGCGCGCGCCGCGGGCGGGCCAGUGAAGCCGCCGGCCCUGGCACGUGAUCCGGGACCGGCUCGGUCGCUUGGUGGCUCCGUCUGUCUGUCCGUCCGCGGGUGCCAUCAUGGCGGACGCGGCCAGUCAGGUGCUCCUGGGCUCCGGUCUCACCAUUCUGUCCCAGCCGCUCAUGUACGUGAAGGUGCUCAUCCAGGUCGGAUAUGAACCUCUUCCUCCAACAAUAGGACGAAAUAUUUUUGGCCGGCAAGUAUGUCAGCUUCCCGGUCUCUUCUGUUAUGCUCAGCAUAUUGCCAGCAUCGAUGGGAAGCGUGGGUUGUUCACAGGCUUAACUCCAAGAUUGUGUUCAGGAGUCCUUGGGACUGUGGUCCAUGGUAAAGUUUUACAGCACUACCAGGAGAGUGACAAGGUUGAGGAAUUAGGACCUGGAAAUAUACAGAAAGAAGUCUCAUCUUCCUUCGACCGAGUUAUCAAGGAGACAACACGAGAGAUGAUGGCUCGUUCUGCUGCUACCCUCAUCACACAUCCCUUCCACGUGAUCACUCUGAGAUCUAUGGUACAAUUCAUUGGCAGAGAGUCCAAGUACUGUGGACUUUCUGACUCCAUAGUAACCAUAUAUCGGGAAGAGGGCAUACUUGGAUUUUUUGCGGGUCUUAUUCCUCGCCUCCUAGGUGACAUCAUUUCUUUGUGGCUCUGUAACUCACUGGCCUACCUCGUUAAUACCUAUGCACUGGACAGUGGGGUUUCUACCAUGAGUGAAAUGAAGAGUUACUCCCAAGCUGUCACAGGAUUCUUUGCCAGUAUGUUGACCUAUCCCUUUGUGCUUGUCUCUAAUCUUAUGGCUGUCAACAACUGUGGGCUUGCUGGUGGAUGCCCUCCUUACUCCCCAGUAUAUACUUCCUGGAUAGAUUGCUGGUGCAUGCUGCAAAAAGAGGGAAAUAUGAGCCGAGGAAAUAGCUUGUUUUUCCGGAAGGUCCCCUUUGGGAAGACUUAUUGUUGUGACCUGAGAAUGUUAAUUUGAAGAUGUGGGGCAGGGACAGUGACAUUUCUAUAGUCCCAGUGCACAGAAUUAUGGGAGAGAAUGUUGAUUUCUAUAUAGUGUGGCGCGCUUUUUUAAUAAUCAUUUAAUCUUGGGAAAAAUGGAGGUAUUUGGUGUCUGCCUUUUUUGUUCUUUUUCCCAGCACAACAUAAUUUACCACUGAUAUUCCCCCUUUAGUUAUUCUGAAAUGGGACAGUUUUGCUCCAGACUCUAUUUACUUAAACAGAAGAAACAAGUUUCAUUUUCCUAAGGUGGUCAUGUGAUUUGAGUCUUAAUUUAAGGCUUUGUAAAAUGAAGAGUACAGUCCCAAGAAGAAACAGAAAUAAUUCUGUAAAAUUUAAGAAAAUUAGUAAGGCAAGCUACAUGGGAGGUCAUAAAUGACCUCUUUUUAGAAGACCUUAAAAAUCCAGCACAUCCACCAGAAUCUGCCUCCCAUUAUAUAUUUCUAAGCACAUUGGAUUAAACCCAUCUCUCAUAUUUCAUAAAAAGGACACCACAUUGCUAUAAUAAAUUCCCUUAGAGAAUCUCUAGGAGGCUUCAGUCUAUUACUGCAAAGUAAUAAAUUAUUGCCAACAACAGAAAAAAGGACAAUUAUAGAGAAUAAGCAAGGUUUGGAAAGGAAGCAUAAUGGCUUUCUUUUCGAAAAGACAUUCUUGUCAUUUAAAAUACGAAAAGCAAAUACUACAGCAGUGGUCUUUUUCUAAAAGCUAAGUCUGUGCCAGUCCCUGAAUGAAAUCAGUUCUAACUGUAUAUACUCUUUUGUUCUUCAAGUUUUAUUUUGUUUCCUUUUGUUGUUGCAGAAGGUGAGUAGUUUGUUUUUCAUUCCUUAUGACACCUUUGGAAAGUGUACUUGUAACUUCAUAUCUGGUGAUACAGACUUAAGUCCGCAGAGUUCUUAGGAUAUUGAGCACCUCGCAUGUCAUACCCUCAGUUAGGCAUGUUAACAACAUUUAUAGAGGAAAAAAAUCACUUUAAAAGGAAAUGAAUUUCAACUCAAGUAUAAAGCUCAUGUGUACUCAGACCUUUUAAAAGCAGGUUAAAAUCCUCUAAAUGAAAAAGCAUAUGGUUUCACAUAUUUAAAUAAUCCACUGAGAUGUUGCCAAAUGAGUAAGCACUUAAUUUGCUGCUUCUCAGACUUUUCUUUCAAAGCAGCAGUGCUCGUAAUAUUAGAGUGAGCAUGCAGAGGUCUCCUCCCUCCCCCAGGGGUUAGGAAUACAGCCUGAAGCUCAUGAGUAGCUUACCUUGAAAUGUCUUUGUCUCUUACUUUGUCUCAAAAAGUAAUGUAAAUUUUAUAUUCUACUCAAUAUUAUCUGCACUGGUUUUAAUAUAAAAUGUUUUGCAUUAUCCACGGUUUUCCCCAAAAAUCUUCAAGUAAAGAUGAUGUAGGAAAAUGUGCCAUGUUUAUUAUCCUGUGGCUUCUGUGCUCCAACCACCUGCCUCUACCUGGUUGAAAGCUUGUUUGACUGUGAGAACCAGUCUACCACCAGAGGGCGCCAAGGCUUUGGUUUUACCUCUGCAAGUUGGGCUGCUGAAAAAUUUCACCAAGGCGGGCGAUUGUUCAAGUACUAGUUCAGUUAGUCGAUCUAACUGCAUCCAAGCUGUAGAACCAAUAAGGAUACUAUACCUGUGAUCCUCCAUAAAGUUUUAUAAGCUAUUAACAUAGUCAAACGCGUGAAGUUGGUUCAGGGGCUAGUAAAUUCAGAUAGAUGUUCUUAAGAUACAUAUGCAAGAAAUAAUGAACUGACUCAUGUAAAUAAUAGAACCCGAUAGGGAUUAUCUAGUAAGCUGCAUCUGUGAAACGGGGCAAGUGGUUUGCCUUGGCAUUGCUGAGCUAAAUGCGAGGAAAUAUGCCUCUUAGGGAGUGUGAUGGUCCAUGAAACCUUGAUUGAAGAAAACUGUGGGGUUUCCUGGAAUUUUGGGGGUGAUGGUAAAAAUACCAGAGUAUAAAAACAACCUUAGGAUGAAAUAUGGCCCUGCAUCCCAUCUUCUUACUCUUAACCUAAACAUACCUUGUCUUUGUUAUAAUCUCCUACUCUAGAAAUGUCCUCCUUUCCCUCUCCCCAUUGAAAUUUCGCCUAUAAAGUCAGAUUCAGUUCUAAUGCCAUCUCUUUGCGAAGUCUCAUAGUCCUCCCAACCGAUGAGGUCUUUACCUUCAAUCUACCCUCCCCCAAAUCUCAGAGUGCAAAGGAAACUGACAAAAUGGAAACUACAUCAAACACCAAGUUUAAGGCUUACAGUAGUGGCAAUUAUUUCUCUUAGAUUUGAAAACUGGAAAAAAAUUAUAGUCAGCCCUUUAAAAUAGGCCAACUAAAACACUGAACUUCAUAGCAAAGCUAGGUGGUCAAGCAGCAGUGCAUGCAGUUGUUCGGGCUAAAGUGCUGUGGCAGGUAAGGGAGCAAGAAGAAAGCACGAACAUUUGGAAGUGAUGACCGCCAAGAGACGAAAUCUUGAAAGGCCCAUUUUGCCUUGGUCUCAUAAGUGGAUUCCUACGCAGUCCAGGCCCAAAUCUCCUGUCCGGGACUAAUUAGACUUUAUACGAAAACAACAAUUAUUCCAACUUACUGCAAGCUUGAAAAAAGAAUGUUUUCAGAUAGAUUCAGAUGAGGGCCACACUCCAAAAUAUGGUUGGAGUACAGUGCUUUCGAGAGCAUCAAGGAAUGGCAGGAGAGAAACAGCAGUGUGACCUGAGGGUGCUAUUCACGACUCACCAACUUCCUGAGAGGGAGAAGAGCAAAUGAGAGAACCUUGCCCCCUCUCAAAGUCUCCAAGAUGACAAUGGGUGAGAGGAAGUUUUCUAGCACCAACUUCUGUAGCCAGAAUGGACUAUUCUCUGGUAAUGCCACGUUUCUGGAAAAUCUAUUAUGUAUUGCAGCUUAUUUUCACACAGACUAGCAUGAAGAGCCAGAGGUUAAAUAAGGACAAGAAACAGAAUUGUACCUACUCGCUUUCUAUCCAGUCUGGCACUCUGUCCUCCUGGCCUCAAAGAGACUGGUAAGAAUGUCCUUUGGCUGGAAACAAAAGAGGGUGAAAAUGAAAACAACAAAGUGGCAUCUCGCUUCACACUGCCCACCUCCCCCUGGAAUUCAGUAUCUCAUGUCCCUGAGUGGCUCGCAUUUAGAGUUUACAAAUGCAGCCCUCAGUUAUUAAGCACGUAGCCUGUGCAGAGUCUGGUGGGGGCCCAGGAGGAGCCAAAGGCCUGCAGUAAAUCUCUGCCCAGGGCGAAUGUGUGCACUGAGGGCAGGAUGCAGUGUGACAAGACCAGAAACUCGGAAUAUUGGGAGGGUUAAAUGGUACCACAUGCAGAAUAGCAAAGCCUGGUGCACUGAGAGGACGGACACUGAAUCCCUUAAACACUUGCCGUGGUGACUGUCGUACAAGGCAGUGUAUGCCAGGAGGUGUUGAAACCACGCAUCCCUGAAUCCACAGGGGAAGCUCACAUACACUUGGGAGAACUCGGGGAGACUUCACGAAGGAGCAGCAUUUGAGUAGGUUUUUAAGGAUAGUGAGGGUCCUGGGAGGCAGGAUGUGGGUGGGAGCGAUUUCCAACUGUCCCUUAGAGGCCUUGCAACCUUGGACAAAUGAUGUGAUCGUUCUGAGCCUCGGGCUCCUCAUCUCGCUGGAGUAUUAAAUUUAGUACAGUGUCUGACAGUAACUACUUGGUAUGUGGAAGCUGUUAUUUAUGAAUUAGAAGGGGAGGGGUGGCUGGUUAGCUCAGUUGGUUAGAGUGUGGUGCUUAUAACACCAAGGUUGCCGGUUCCAUCCCCACAUGGGCCAUUGUGAGCUGUGCCCUCCUGAAAAAAAGGGGAGAGGAUAUUUCUAGAUAACGUGGGCAAAGCCAUGGAGCUAGUAAAGGCUAAAGACUUGAGAGCAAGUGGAACCGGAUCUCCAGUGGUCCUAACCUCUCUUCAGAGCUGUAUUUGAAGCUCAUUAGAAUAAUGAGCACUCAGGGCAGUAACUACCACACAGCGCUCAGUAAAUGCUCGUGAAAUGGGAUCCUGAAAUGGGAUUGCAUCUCAGCCGCUCUCCCCAAGCCUGCAGUAGCACUUGCAUUCUCAGACUACUAAACACUUCAUUAUCACUCUGGUUCCCAGCUGAAAACCCUGAAGAUGACAGCGGCCUCCCUACCCCUCUACUUCUAAGAAGGCACUGCUAGGUUCUCAGAAAUGCCUCCUGAAUUGGUCAUCUCCCCUCCCUCUCCUCCACCUUGGUGUUGGUGGAUCACCUCCACCCAGCCGUUGCAGCAGCCUUUUAUCUUGUCUUCCUGCCAUCGGCGCAGGACAGUAGGCAGUAGAUAAGCUGGAGCUCUGUGCCAUGAUGUAUGGAGGACGCUAAAGCUGUCUCUGCCUACACCAGCGUCCAGCAGGGGGUAAAAUACUUUCUUCUGGUCUUCGUUUUCUUAAGACUCUUUGCCUUAGCGUCCUAAUAUACCCUGAGCCCAAGCCAAACAGUCCCAAUUCUUCCCCAGCCUCUGCUUUGCACAUUUGUACCUCAGUAGCAGCUGCUCUCUGUUAUCUUCCACUGAAGCCUUGUGCAGGAGGAGCCAAGCUGAGAGACAGGGAUAUUUAUAAAUAGAAAGUGGGUGUAAAGUUCUGCAAAUGUUUUAAACCAAGGCUAACUCCAUCUCUCCUUCCAUUUGAGCUUUGAAAUUCUGUCCACCUCCUCAUCUUCCCCCUCUUUCCCCAAAGCCUAUGAAUUCCUGCCCUCUCCUUGACUAAGACCAUGGUAAACCUGGAAAGCAUGGUGGCCCAGAGAUGUGACCUGGAAAGAAGUGUGGGAAAUAGAAAUGGAUUCAUCACCUGUAGACAACUGUACAGAGGAAAGUCUAUUGAGAUAAAUGUGUUUGCCACCUAACAAUAGGAUAUUUAUUGGUGGCCUGCCACAUACCCUGCUCAUAUAUCCAUUAGCUUCAACCCAUAAAACAGCCAUUUUCAUCCCCUGGGUCUGCCCGCCUCUGCCUGGUUUCCCUUAGAUAGCCUCACUCCAUGUGACAACAUGCGAAAUGGCAGCUCCACUCACAUGGCUUCUUAAAGCUUGUAAUUCCAGAGAAUGAGCAAAUACCUCUUGGGGAAGCUCCAGCAAACAUCUCCUGGGGAACUCUGGCCUGAAACACAUCCACCUGUAAACCAGUGUGUCUGGACUACUGCAUUAUUCACUGGCCAGACCUGAGGCUCAGGCCCAGUCGGAAGGGGUCAGCAUCCAGGGUCAGCUCACUGGACCGUUAUACAUUGAGCUGGAGGGGCACGGUUCAUCAAAGGAAGGUUUGCGGGGCAAAGAUAUACUGCAGCCUGUUUAAAAGAAAUAGCUUGAAUAGAACAGGAAAGAAAGUAACACAGUCCAUCAAUAACAACCUCGGAAAAUCCAUGAACCUGGGAUGUUCACAGGUUGAUGUGUAUGGAAAUCUACUCACAGGUAUGUACAUUAUUAAUCACCCCAUCAACCAGAAAAUAGCCCCAUUUUUCAAGUGAGGAAAAAAUGAAACUCAGAGAUUUAAACAACUUGCUAGUAAGGGGCAGGGCACGAAUUUGGACCUGGAUAUGUUUGACUCCAAAUCCUGUGUGCUUUACACCACAGCGCACUACUAACCUGGGAGGGGCCAGACACGGAGCGUUGGGUGAGACAGAGAGAUGAGCUCUUGGAGGCCAUGUUCCGUGGGAGCCAUGCUCUGAGGGCAGGAUGGCACCGGGCUGGGAUACCGCCCCUGCCCUGGCAACCAGAGUCCUGCACAGCUACCAGCUGAGCAGCUGAGAAAUUCUUCACAUGAGUCAAGGACAGUUUCCUCUCUCAGUGGGAAGGAAAAGCGACCAGGGAGCUGCUCCCCCAACCUUCUGACCAGAAUUCUGAUCAGACCUUCUGAGAGAGAAUUGCCUGAUGCUGUGUCACAGGAACCACAGGAGAAAGUUAAAUCAAGAAGGAAGGGUGCGUGGAGCGUGGACUGAAUGGAUGAAAGAAUAAAUAGUCCUAGAAAACAAUUUGAAAAAUUAGAGUAAAAUUAGGAUCCCAAGUUUAGAGACUUUCAGUGGGAAUGUAUGUGGAACAAGAGGGAGAGGAAGCUCUAAAAUAGAAAACGAGGACAGCCCACUUGGAGAAAGUCCUCCUACCGAAAAGGGGGGCGCUGAAGAAAGCAACGUGGCUCUAUGGAGAGCUCUCUCUUAUCAGAAAUUAAAAGGCAGGGGAUAAGAAAUGGCAGGAAAGGUGAAGUCCUUGAUAAAUUGAGACUUGGAAAAGGUGUGGACGUCAUGAUUAUGUUCAGAGGAGGUACCAAGAGGCAUUAGAGAGGAUAGGGUUCCACUGGGGGACGAAGGUGUCAGAAAGCAGAAUACUCAGCUCUGAUUUUCUUCAUUCUCCAAGGAAAAGCAUUUCUGAACUGGGAUGAAUAAAGCAAAAAAAAAAAAAAAAAAAAAACCAAAAACACGUUUUAGAGGAAAUUGAAACCCCAGAUAGAUGAUAGUAAGAGAGGACUUAAGCACGUAGCCAUUAUUAAAAUAAGGUGCAAGCCCCAAGGUGUUGAAAAACCUUUGCAGUUUAGAUCCCAGAAUCCUUGCCAAUGCAGCUGAGAAAGCCCUGGAGAAAAGGAAGGGGGCCACAGUGCCCAAUGGCUGCAGAUGUCCUGAUAUUCAGAAAAGAAAAGGUAGAUUCUGGAAACUAGGUGGGAAUAUUUGAGGUAAAUUCCCCCCAAAAUUUAUUUUAGAAUAUAAAUACACUGAGUUUGAAAGCACCUUGAAAAAGAAUUGGUACCUUCACUAAGAACCUAAGAACAAGAUGCAGUGAAUAAUACAAAGAUCUAUUAUUUGUUUGGAAGGCUGCUAGGAGAAUUCCUUGGACAUAGUAGACCUUGUUUCCAGUUAGACAUCGAAUGCCUCCUGAUUGAGGAAACAACUAGGAAAAUAGUGAUCUCAGGAGAUUUCCCAGUUGGGUGGAUUCAUAGCCCAUUUAACCACUAUCCCCCUGGCCCCAGUUAGUUAUUCAGUUGAUGCAAAUCUGGAGAGAAGUCUCAAGUUCUAUGCUUCUAGACUCUGUAUUUGGUCAGCUGAGUAAUUAUCAGUGCCUGCCACACUCACCAUGUUUGCAGAUGGCACCACAAUUGAGAGCAAAAGCUAAUAUUUGAAUGUCAAAACCAAGAUUCUAAAGUGUCUUGAAACAGGGCUGAGCCAACAGGAUGAAUUUUUAAAAAGCGAAAGACCUGCAUUUAGAUUUUUUUUUCAAUCAGCCGCAUAGGCACAGGAUGAAGGAAGUGUGGUUUGACAGUGGUGCACGCGGAAAAAAGGCUGAGGGCUUUUAGCUGACCUCAGGUUGAUUAGAAACCAGUAAAAAUGGAGCAGCUGCUUAAAAAGAUAGUGGUCCUUCCUGCCCCUUUUUAUUUUAGGUACAAACUGAUGAAACAGUGAAAAGUGUGUCUCCCAUCACCAUUCUUCCUGGGAGGCACCCACUGGUAAAGGUUUCUAGUAGAUCCGCUGAGGUGUAUUCUAUGCACAUAAAAGCAAAUGCAUACUUUUUAACACAAAUAAUAGCAUGCUGUACACCUUGUUUUUCACUUAACAGUAAGCUUUAGAGAUUAUUUCAUAUCAUUACACAAAAUGAUUCCUCGUUCUUUUGUAAAGCGUUCAUAGCAUUCUCUUGUGUAUAUGUAUCAGAAUUUAUUUAAAGGGACCUCUGUGCUGGGCCUGCAGAUCGUUUCCAGGAUUGUGUUAUUACAGACAAUGCCUCAAUGAAUAACUUGUUUCAGACGUGUGGGCAUGGAUGUGAAGAACAGCUUUUUGAGAAGUGGAGUCACUGAAUGCAAGGAUGCACAUUUUUAAAUUUGGUAGAUAUUGUCCAACUGCCCAGUUGUGCCCGCUGACAAUGUAUGAAUGUCUGUUUUUCCACCUCCUCACCAACAGUGUGUUAUAAAUCGUACUGCUCUUGACAACCUGAGAGGUAAAAAAAAAUAAUGACCUCUUACUGUAAUUUUUUUCUAAUACUUAUUUGUAGUUUCUUUUUAAUUAACUGUUUAUAUACUUUAUCCAUUUUUUUCUACUGAGUUGUCUUUUCCUUAGUGCUCUUUAUAAAAGAAAUUUUCUCUUUGUGAUGUGUUAUAAAUGUGUUUUCCAGUUUGUAGUUUGUCUUUUGAUUGUGUUCUGGCUAUUUUGCCAUGUAAAUAUGUUUCCCUUUUAAGCUGUAGUAAAAUGUAUCCAUGUUUU
Molecule: messenger RNA, 9221 nt
Organism: Rhinolophus ferrumequinum (greater horseshoe bat)
Lineage: Eukaryota; Metazoa; Chordata; Mammalia; Chiroptera; Rhinolophidae
Gene: MTCH2
Product: mitochondrial carrier 2
Exons: 13
Coding region: 115-1026 (303 amino acids)
Biological process (GO): positive regulation of apoptotic process
Cellular component (GO): membrane; mitochondrion
Source: RefSeq, a predicted model, not a curated record